Nothoprocta perdicaria is the source of this 1310-nucleotide messenger RNA. RefSeq names its product calcium homeostasis modulator family member 2 (gene CALHM2). The record is from RefSeq and is a predicted model, not a curated record. NCBI's taxonomy places the organism in Eukaryota, Metazoa, Chordata, Aves, Tinamiformes, Tinamidae. The coding region runs from base 316 to 1275 and encodes 319 amino acids. Gene Ontology annotation, molecular function: monoatomic cation channel activity. The transcript has 3 exons.
CCCUGUUCCUGGGCCCCGCCGCACCCGAAACCUCCGUCGGAAACCACCCAGGAUGCAGAGAAGACUCCAAAACUGGUUUAGAGCAACCUUUCAGGCACUGGCAGUGAGUCCUGUACGUCCUCGCAGGGGGCACCUGGUAUGCAAGGCAGUAGGAGGUGGCAGAAGAGGUGGUGCACUCCAAAACCAGCUCCUUGGAUAUUAGCAGACCUGAAGACAUUUCAUCCCCUGGCAGUGUUACCCUAGGUGCUACGAGAGGGGCAGCACAGCUCCUGACCACAACCAGGGGCCUCCUCUUGUCCCUGGCACGGGGACGARAUGGCUGCUUUCAUUGCUGAAAACUUCCGCUUCCUCUCCCUGUUCUUCAAGAGCAAAGACGUGAUGAUUUUUAAUGGCCUGGUGGCUCUGGGCACGGUGGGCAGUGAAGAGCUUUUCUCCGUUAUGGCCUUCCACUGCCCCUGCUCCCCAGCUCGCAAUUACAUCUACGGCCUGGCCGCCAUCGGCGUCCCAGCCCUGGCGCUCUUCCUCAUCGGCGUCGUCUGGAACAACCACACCUGGAACCUGGUGGCCGAGUGCCACAAGCGCGGCACCAAGAACUUCUCCGCUGCGGCCACGUUCCUCCUCUUCGGCUCCAUCAUGGGCCGGGCCGCUGUGGCUCCCGUCACCUGGUCGGUCUUCUCGCUGCUCCGCGGCGAGGCCUAUAUCUGCGCCCUCAGCGAGUUCGUCCAGCCCGCCAGCCUGGAUAAGUUUCCAGCCGAGUACGGGGCUGAGGCCCUGGCCAGGUUCCCCUGCAAAGACGUCCCAGCAAACCUGACCAAGUUCAGGGACGAAGUGACCAGGAGGCUCAAAUAUGAGUCCCAGCUCUUCGGCUGGCUGCUUAUCGGGAUAGUGGCGGUCCUGAUUUUCCUCACCAAGUGCCUGAAGCACUGCUGCUCGCCGCUGAGCUACCGCCAGGAAGCCUACUGGGACCAGUACCGCUCCAACGAGGACAAGCUCUUCCGCCGCACGGCCGAGGUCCACUCCAGGGUCCUGGCRGCCAAGAACGUGAAGCAAUUCUUUGGCUUCGUGGCCCUGGACAAGGAGGAGAAGGAGAUGGUGCAGGAGUUCCCUGUGGAGAGCGCCCAGCCGAGCCCCCAGUGGAACGCCAUCACCGGAGUCUACAUCUACAGGGAGGACAAGGGCUUCCCUCUCUACAGCCGGCUCCAUAAAUGGGCCAAGGGUGUGGAAGGCAAUGGGCCAAGCCCCGAAGCCCAUGAAAUGCUCUUCUUGGCUUCUUAAGACAGACRGGUGGCUGGGACUGUUUCCCUAGACCA